GGUAACCUGACAGGGCUGUGUUCGCCAAGGCUUCGGCAUAACUUCAUUGUUGGUGAAACCUGUAGCAGUGGGCGACGACUUCAACAUAACGGCUUACAGUAGGACGGAUUUCCGCAGCGCGAGGUCGCGACGAUACGUAAUGAUGUCUAAACAUAACGAAUUUUCUUCAAUAUGCGCCCGCCUGGAUAUAAGAGAGCUCCAUUUACUCAUCUAAGUAAUAUUCCUAAAAAGUAAAUCCAUGUUGACAUAUACUCAACCGAAUUCAGCAUUGCAACUAAAGCGCAUUUCAACCUUUACACUCUGAAGACUGAGGUUACCAAAGUAUUCUUCUACCUAAUUAUGAUUUCUCUAUACGAUAUCAGCAUUCCUGUGAUCACCAAUGUACUCAACACACUUUCCUCAAUCCUACAUAAGGGCGGGCAAUAUGCAAAGGAACACAACAUCUCCGAUACUGACCUGCUCGGGUCGCGUAUCUACGAGGACAUGUUCCCGCUCUCAACCCAGACCAUAAUAAUUGCCCAGGUGGCCAAGAAGACCAUAGAGCGGCUGAGCGACGUCACACUGGACACCAUACCCAAACUGGACCACGAGGUGAAAUCGCUGGAAGACCUGUACAACAUGAUCGACGGCACGCUCCAAGAGCUGGGAGCAGUUGACAGGGCUUCCAUCGAGGGCAAGGACAAUGAGGAUAUAGUCUUUAAUAUCGGACCGCACAUGAUGAAGAAGACGACACGUACUGCCUAUGUUCUGGGGUAUGCUACUCCGUACGUCUUCUUCCACCUCGACAUCACCUAUGCUAUCCUUAGGAAUCAGGGCGUUCCAUUGCGCAAGCUGCACUAUGUCACAGAGUUUAUAAAGGACAUGCCAGAUGCAUGAGGGCUUCGCUAUAGGUUGGACCUGGACUGCAGUUAAGCAGCCCACAAGACACUUGUAGCAAACACCGAAAUGUGGGGGUUCCAAAGACGUGUAAUUGUCAUUCAGUGGAAGACGUCAAAGGCUGGUCAAAGGAGUCAUUAGGUUAAUCUAUUAUAGGUAAUACAAAAAUUAGAAAGUA
Truncatella angustata is the source of this 1054-nucleotide messenger RNA. RefSeq lists its product as uncharacterized. NCBI's taxonomy places the organism in Eukaryota, Fungi, Ascomycota, Sordariomycetes, Amphisphaeriales, Sporocadaceae. Bases 340 to 876 code for a protein of 178 amino acids. The record is from RefSeq and is a predicted model, not a curated record. The transcript has a single exon.